GGCGGAGGAAGAGGCGGCCUGGGCCUGCCGAGCCGUUGCAGUCUUCGCGGCUGCUAUGCCCAGGGUGCGCGACGCCCUCAGCAGCUCCGUGCAGCGCUAGAGGCGGCCGAGCGCUCGCCGACGCCGCCCGGAUCCCCGGUGCCACCGCCGCUUGUCCGCUCCCGCAGCUCCCGCCGCUCCUCCGGCGUCGCCUGCGAGACCAGGCGGAGGCAAGAUGAAGAUGACGGUAGAUUUCGAGGAGUGUCUGAAGGACUCUCCCCGCUUCAGGGCUGCUUUGGAAGAAGUAGAGGGCGAUGUGGCAGAGCUGGAACUAAAACUUGAUAAGCUUGUGAAGCUUUGCAUUGCAAUGAUUGAUACUGGCAAAGCCUUCUGUCUUGCAAACAAACAGUUCAUGAAUGGAAUUCGAGAUCUGGCACAGUAUUCUAGUAAUGAUGCUGUAGUUGAGACAAGUUUGACCAAGUUUUCUGACAGUCUUCAAGAAAUGAUAAAUUUUCACACAAUCCUGUUUGACCAAACUCAGAGAUCAAUUAAGGCACAGCUUCAGAACUUUGUUAAAGAAGAUCUUAGAAAAUUCAAAGAUGCCAAGAAACAAUUUGAAAAAGUCAGCGAGGAAAAGGAAAAUGCACUAGUAAAAAACGCCCAAGUUCAAAGAAACAAACAGCAUGAAGUUGAAGAGGCCACGAACAUUCUCACAGCCACGAGGAAGUGCUUCCGGCACAUCGCCCUUGACUAUGUCCUUCAGAUUAACGUGCUUCAAUCCAAGAGGAGAUCAGAAAUCCUGAAAUCAAUGCUGUCCUUCAUGUACGCACAUCUGGCCUUCUUCCACCAAGGCUAUGACCUGUUCAGUGAGCUUGGGCCCUACAUGAAAGACCUUGGAGCGCAGUUGGAUCGACUGGUUGUGGAUGCAGCAAAGGAGAAAAGGGAGAUGGAGCAAAAACAUUCUACUAUCCAACAGAAGGCUGCAUUACAGGACUUCUCCAGUGACGACUCCAAGCUAGAGUAUAACGUAGACGCUGCAAAUGGCAUUGUCAUGGAAGGGUACCUCUUCAAGCGAGCCAGCAAUGCCUUCAAAACAUGGAACAGGAAAAAGCCCGAUCAUAUCAGACGCUGGUUCUCCAUACAGAACAAUCAGUUGGUUUACCAGAAAAAGUUCAAGGACAGCCCGACUGUGGUGGUGGAGGACCUCAGACUCUGCACGGUGAAGCACUGCGAAGACGUGGAGCGCCGCUUCUGCUUUGAGGUCGUCUCUCCAACCAAAAGUUGUAUGCUCCAGGCAGAUUCUGAAAAGCUUCGCCAGGCCUGGAUUAAGGCUGUGCAGACCAGCAUUGCCACUGCUUACAGAGAGAAGGGUGAUGAGUCAGAGAAGUUGGAUAAGAAAUCAUCUCCAUCAACAGGAAGCCUAGAUUCUGGAAAUGAGUCAAAAGAGAAGUUAUUGAAAGGAGAAAGUGCACUGCAGCGCGUCCAGUGUAUCCCUGGCAACAGCAGCUGCUGUGACUGUGGUCUGGCAGACCCUCGGUGGGCCAGCAUCAACUUGGGCAUUACCUUGUGUAUUGAGUGCUCUGGCAUUCAUCGGAGUCUUGGGGUUCAUUUUUCGAAAGUACGAUCUUUAACCUUAGACACUUGGGAGCCUGAGCUUUUAAAGCUUAUGUGUGAAUUGGGCAAUGAUGUUAUAAACCGUGUUUAUGAAGCUAAACUGGAAAAAAUGGGAAUAAAGAAACCACAGCCAGGACAAAGAUUCACUGAAAAGCAUUUUAGAAGAUGGAGUCAGAUUCCAAGGAGCUGUAUUUACAGACAGGAGAAAGAGGCAUAUAUCAGAGCAAAAUAUGUGGAGAGGAGAUUUGUGGAUAAAUACUCCGUGCUAUCACCACCUUCUGAGCGGGAGGCAAGGGUUAGCUCCAGAAGCUGUGAAGAGCGGAGGCUGAGCCAAGUCAGGGUGCCUGUCCACACCACAGUGGCUGCUGUAAAUAGCGACGAGGCCAGGCGGGAGUCUCUGUUCUGUCCUGAUGAGCUAGACUCACUCUUCUCCUACUUUGAUACUUCUUCAAAACUGCGUAGUAUUAAAAGUAAUGACAGUGGGAUCCAGCAAGGCUCUGAUGAUGGGCGAGAAUCUUUAUCUUCCACCGUGUCAGCCAAUAGCUUAUAUGAGCCUGAAGGAGAAAGGCAAGAGUCUUCUGUGUUUCUUGACUCUAAACAUCUUAAUCCAGGACUUCAGCUUUAUAGAGCUUCAUAUGAAAAAAACCUUCCCAAAAUGGCUGAGGCUUUGGCUCAUGGUGCAGAUGUGAACUGGGCUAAUUCAGAUGAGAACCAAGCAACAGCACUCAUCCAGGCUGUACUAGGGGGCUCUUUGGUGACAUGCGAGUUCCUUUUACAGAAUGGUGCUAAUGUGAACCAAAGAGAUGUCCAAGGGCGGGGACCACUGCACCACGCCACUGUCCUAGGACACACAGGGCAGGUAUGUUUAUUCCUAAAGCGAGGUGCCAAUCAACAUGCCACUGAUGAAGAGGGGAAGGACCCUUUGAGCAUAGCUGUGGAAGCAGCCAAUGCUGACAUAGUAACCUUGUUACGUUUAGCAAGAAUGAAUGAAGAAAUGCGGGAAUCAGAAGGACUUUAUGGACAGCCAGGUGAUGAAACUUACCAGGACAUUUUUCGUGAUUUUUCUCAAAUGGCAUCCAAUAAUCCAGAGAAACUCAAUCGUUUCCAGCAAGAUUCACAGAAGUUCUGAGCCUUUUAAAGAGGGGGAAACUAUGAAAUUUGGUGAAUUCCUAAUGUGUACAACCAAAAUCUCAUACAUUUUUAAAUUCUACUUGAUUUUGGUAGACAUUGAAUUAAUUGUUUGGAAAAAUGGUACCCAGUCAUUGGCAUUUUUAUAAAUGAAAACAGAUGUCUCAUAGUUGGGAAAGGGAGAAAUCCACUAUAGUUCUUCUUUUAUUUAAGAAGAAAAAAGCCUGUUUAAUGGGUUGUGCUUUUAUAUAUCAUUGUAUCCAGAUCUAAGCCAUCUUUUAAGUUCAGAGAUGCUACACUGUUAGGUCCUUGCACUCUUUGUCAUGGGUGGUAACACUGGUUCUCCCUGGGAACAUUCAGUCACUAUGUCUGCGUCAAGUGGGAGCCAGUUCUCUUACCUGCAUCAAGGAUGUGUCUUUCCUAUAGCUUCCCUGAUAAUUGUUGGUGGUUCAGAAAUAUGUAUGUGUGUUUUCUGAUAGCUUAGCUCUGGUACCCAUGGUAGAUGAUGUAAUUACUAGGACUAGUGAGGAUGCCCCUCAUUUACUCAGAGAUGCCAUUGUACUUCAGUACUUUAGCAAACAUGGUUGCUGUACAGUCGAUUUAUUUCAUUUUAUGGUGCAAAGGAGCUCUUACUUUUUCUUUUUUCAAUCACCACAAGACUCCCAGCUCAGUUUUUAUUGUUGGGUUGAUUUCCUAAAACCUUGACAGAUCAUCAGUGCAAUAAAACCGCAUUUCAGAAGUUGACUAUUGCAAAAUUGGGCUUUCAUCACAACUUGGUGAUUUCAAAGAUAUUGUAGGGCAUUUUUAUAUUUGGAACACACACACACACACACACACACACACACACACACGUUUACUGUUACUCCUGGUGAAAGAAAAAUCUCCAUGUAAUGGAGAAAACUACUUUUUUGUUCAUACUAAAAUUUACCGGCAAUAAAUUUCUUUUAUUUUUUCUACAUUUAUCUUGUUUACUAUACAACAGUAUAUGUUCUUUUUAAAUGUAUCCUGUAUAUAGCUUUAGAAUUAAGUAAAAUAUAUGUCAUUGACUUUUGAGUUCCAGAAUUAUGAAUUUGUGACACAGUUGGGUGAGAAUCCAUCUCUGAUUGACUUGUCUUUGUCAGAGUAUGGAAUGCAUAAGUAAUUGCCUUGUGGUUCAUUUCCAGCACUGUUGAUAAUGUUUAAUCUUGUAGAAAUUAUUUGUAAGUAGUAGCAUUGAUACUCAGCUUCACAGGAACAUUUUUAAAUGUAUAUAAAAGUAUAGUUAAUUAAAUAAAAAAUUAACAUUUUCUCCACAGUAUGUAGAGCCUUACUUUGAUUAAAUAUAAAAUCAGAAUCUAGGCAGAAAUCAUAUUGAAAUAAAUUUGCAACACAGAUGUGGUUCCAUAGUUCAGCCAACUUGCAAGCAUAUAGCGCUCUAUUUAGUAAGUCACCACACACUAAGGAUAAAGUUGUGGUUUGUUUCUGAGGAAGUGCAAAGUUACACAGGACGAAAGGAAUUUUGUUUUUCCUGUCUCACUUCAAACUUGCAGAUUACCUGGCCUUGUAGGUAUUGUGUUACAGGCAAAAGCCUAACUUUAAUUGGCAUGUGUUUUGAAAUUAUUGCCCUAAAACAUGUUCAAGGAAGAACAAAGGCUAAGGGAAGGGAGCUAGGGAAGAAAGUCCGCCUUGUUCUGCAGGGUUUGUUCUCAGUCACUUGUGGGGCUCCUGCCUCAUCUGUGGAGGUGUGGACAGGCUGCCCUUUGGUUCAGAUGCUUGGGAACAGUCCUCUGGAUCUGCCUGCCUCCCUGGCUCGUGUUGGAAGUCCUUGGUGUGGCAGUCGGUACUGUCUGCUGCUAGAGUGUUUUUUGAAAUAAGCCUUAAAGACUCAAGUGUGUUUGAAAUGCCUUAAAGAUGAUUGUGGUUCUGAAAAAGCUAUGUCUUUUCAUACUGCAUGGAGGCUGGCAAUGCAAGAAUAUAUUUCUGUGGCUUACUUAGUUUUCUCAAUGUGCUGGGAAAUUGAAUGCAGAAAGAAAUGGAGUAUAGCAAGGCUUUCGGUUCAUAGUUAUAAAGUACACGGUGUAGACGAGUUUUGCUGUGUUCACUAAUAGCUCCAUGUGGCCUGUGGUGAGGUAUUCCAUACAUUAGGAGAGAUGAGUAUACACAGUGCCAGUCGCACACUCAGGCGGCUCUUUCUGGUUGCCGUUUUCUCUCCGGGAAAGACGUGCUCUGAUAGUUUGAUUCUUAUUAGUCUGUUUGCUCGUUUUCAUGCUGUCAUUAAUGUAAAAAUUGGAUUACUGCCAAAAUAAGAAAAGAGGGUCUGUGAAGGAUUCAUACAGUGCAGUUUUUACAUGGGCAUAGAGGAAGGUGAUGAGCAGCUGUUUACAGUGUGCCUGACUGUUGAUUCAGAUAGUGUUUGCUGUAAUGCAGUGGACUUUGGUGUUUACCUCCCCCAAAGUAAUUCAGCUUGCAACUUGUACUUUAGCACAUUGUAGGUUCAUUUUGGGGGGAAAAAAAAGAUGCACUCACAUUUUAGAGAAUUUAAGUUUGUGACCAUUUUAGCAGUAUUUAAAAUAAGUUUUUUGCAUAUUAGAUAUGAUCAUAAACCAAGUUGUUUACUUACAAGUAAACGUGCUACCCACUUUGAGUAAUUGGACAUUCCUAGACCACUCAUUCUCAAAUUAACUUUUUGUGUGGGUUGCAUUUUAACUAUUAACAUGGGCCAGAAUUUUUUUUUAAUAUAAUCCUGUUUCAUACCUUCUUGGAUCCAGGGCUCCCCACAAAUAAAGUGAAUGGAUGAAACAAAGGAAAUCUAAACCCUCACUUUGUGUACAUUUCAUGACUUAGAGCAUUCUUUCACAUUCCCUUUUCCCACCUGGCGCUUGCCAGAGGACAUUGGGAUCUCAACCCACGCCUGUUAGCCUUGCCUGUGUCUUCAUUCUAGCUAGCUUGGUCCUCUUGUUUUACAGAGGUUGUCACUUGCCCUGCUAGUUGGAGGCAGAGCUGAGCCAUGCCCCAGGUCUGACAUAAGCUUCAAAAGCACUUGUAUCAUGAAAGGAUUUGAAAUCACUGUUAAUGAGCAGCUUUCACCGUGGUUGAGAAGAGACUCCGGAUAAUCGGGAGAACCUUUGUGAGGGCUAAAGGACUAGAUUGGAAUUUGAAAGCAUCGAAUUGUAGAAAAGUCUACAUUUUUUACAAUAGCAAGCAUUAAUAAAAGCAAAGUAUUAUGAAGUUAAGCUCACCAUUUAUUAACUUUUUGAUGGUUUUGAAUGGCGUAUAACCAUAGAAAGGGCUUGGAUUCAGUUUGGCUGGGCCCUAACACCUAGAAGGAUUUUUGUGGGUAUCUUUUUCUGUUUACAUAGAGGGGGAUCAUGUGGACAAAGAAAGUUUUAAUGAAAUACACAUUUAUUUGCAUCGGUCUUCUUACUAUUUUAUUUUCUAGAUUUUUCUCAUUCUCCAGCCUUCUUCUAAAUGUUAAUUUUUAGCAGGGAAAGCUUGCUGUGCUAUCAAGGUUGUUAGCACCAUUUACACGAAGGCUAAAGGUUAACUUUCAGAAAUGACAAGUUCCUUCUGUCUCCGUGUGCUUCGCUGUAUCCUGAUCAUUCCGGUCAUAAAGAUUGGUCACAUGUACUAUUUCUUGCUACCUGUGAAAGAGAUUUUAAGAAUGUAUUACCAACACUCCAUUAGUUUUUAUUAGUGUGUAGAAGAUUUGUAUCUAAUUCAUGAAUGUAGUUUUUCUGUAGUUUGUCUUUGUAAAUGGAGCAAAGUACAUUAUCUUUACAGUUAUUCUAAAAUGUACAUUAUGUAAGAAUUGUAAAUAUACUUGAUUACUUUGUAUGCUGAAAAUUUACAAUAAUAAGUCAAUAAAAAUAUCUCACUUCUGGCACAA
Molecule: messenger RNA, 6586 nt
Organism: Mesocricetus auratus (golden hamster)
Lineage: Eukaryota; Metazoa; Chordata; Mammalia; Rodentia; Cricetidae
Gene: Acap2
Product: ArfGAP with coiled-coil, ankyrin repeat and PH domains 2
Exons: 27
Coding region: 215-2722 (835 amino acids)
Cellular component (GO): cytoplasm; endosome membrane
Molecular function (GO): protein binding; GTPase activator activity
Source: RefSeq, a predicted model, not a curated record